AACAUGCUUUCACAUCAUAAGCAUGUGUAUGUCCCAGUUCUGUGGGGCUUCCUAGUGUUCUCUCAGCAGUCUUGAACAUUCAUGAGCGUCAUUUGGAACGCGUCCGUUGCACGUGGAACUACGCAGGGCAGCCUUUUAGCAACACGUCUGCAACAUCCCAGGCGCUGCUUGAGGUCGUGCUUUCCGUGUUGCCUGCGGCCUGGCUCCCGCCGUUUCGCGCCCCUUUCCUCGGGACCCUCCUCGGGCUCCCAGCGCUCCUUCCUCGCUGGCUUCUGCACGACUUACUCUGCUCCCCUCGGGGUUUACCCACAGCUGUUGCCUCUGCAAACAGCGGGCUCUCGGGCAAAGCCUCUUGCGGCCGAGCAAACGAAUGCCUUAGCAACUCGUGCUUCUCUCGGGAUCCCUACGCCGAGGAUCGUCAAUCAAAGCGGACGACAAGCACGCGGGGCAGCUCUACUGCGGCGCUGGAAGGGGCGGGAGUGGGACUUCUUUUCAGAGUGGCGGAUGGAGAUGGAAUGGAGAACGCCCACGCCUAAGGCGCGUUUAGUUUUGUUGGUGUUGCCGCGCGCCUCCAGGCCAGAGCGAGUUUCCUACCGAGGUUGGCGGGAUGGCUCGGGACACUAGUCGGGCGAGGAUGGCAAGUAGACUGCCAGAUGUUGAGGAGCAAGAUGAGGAUGAGUGUGAGCCAGUUGAGUCAAAAGGAUCAGAUAACACCGUGCGUUCGGACAGCACCUUUGGAACUGAAAGCCCAGAGGCAGGUGAGGGUGGUCACCCUACCCCUGAAGAUGGAAGCACAACAUGCUCUCAAUCCAUGAGAAGUGAAGGGCUUGAUUCUGAGCACCGGAUUAACUGCACAUUCUCAGUCUCGUUGGCUGUUCCAGUUGUAGCUCCAACAAAUAAGCCUGUGAUGGCCUCUAGACAAGAUAUUUCAAGAACAGCAUCUAAAAUGAGAGACACGUAUAUUCCAAAAAUGCAUCGUUUUUAUCAUAUUGAAUAUUUUCUUCUGCCCGAUGAUGUUGAACCCCGAAAAUUAGAUUUGGUGCUAUUUGGUCCAGUGGCUAAACUGUUUGUGGAAUCAGAAUCUAAGCCAGAGACUCCAAAAGACAGUGAGCGGCCCAAGUCGAAAAAGGGAUCUGCGCUGCGUAUUUCAGUUGUGAGACCAUGGCUUGAACAUGACCAGAUAUGGGUGUCAUGGAAUCAUAGUGUUGAAAUUAAUGUUACCACCGACUUUCUAAUGAAGCUAAGAGAUCAUAGUAUAAAGCUGAGAUUAUACACCAAGGAUAAGGUUUGUUCAAAAGCCAAGUAUAGUAAAGCAAAGACUGCUGUACCACCAUCGGAUCAAGGAUCUCUUGAAGGUAAGCAGAUAAAGCAUAUGAUUUCGCUUCAAAGAAACUUCCUGGAACAAUGUCAACCCAAAGCCAGUUACACAAAAAUUAAACCACCAGAAGUGUCCCCCAUAUCAGAGAAGUCAGCAAUUGGCAUUAUAACAGGUUCUCCUGGUUCGGCUGCAAGCAAGCCUCUGGAUGAAGACUCUUUCAUUGAACAAAAAACUUCCCGUAAAUCUAUUGUGGGUGGCCCAGCUCACUCAGUGAGUGCAGUCAGUAUUUCUGGGAGCAUACCCUCUUCUCUGAAAGAAAGAACUCUACAGGAAGCCAAAGCUAUAAAGCAGAAAUUGCAUUCGAAACCUCAUUCUAAAGCAACAGCCUCGGCAAUUAUGAAAACUAAUAUAGGAAAAAUGGAGCAUUCAGAAAGGAAGGAGACACCAGAUGGAGGGCACCACCAGUUACCAGAAAAAAAGAAACCCUCACGAGUUUUAGAAAAAAGAUCUGCAUCGGGCACCCAGAAAUCAACUACUAAAGAAACUGCAGCUUCAACAUCUCUGACAAAGAAGUUUGGAAUAGCUUUUUUAGAGCUGAACCUCAUGCCCCUCUUGUCAGGACAACACUGCGUGGUCAGUCAGCUAGGAGAGAAAUCCCCUAAACUUUGGGACGCAUAUCUUAGCUUUUCUGUUGAAGGGACUCUGAUGAGUGAGAAACAGAAACAUGAAUUAAACCCACUGAUCAUUAAGAUUAACUCUGCAAGGUGCUUACCAGACACCCCUGUUCCAAUUAAAGUGCUACAGCGUUCAUGCCUUCCUAUUUACUGCAAGUACAAAUUCCAUAAUAUGGAGCCACAUCGAACGCAAGACCGGGAUCAUGGCUCUCAUGUCUUCUUUAAAGAUACCAACGUGAUUCUUGCAGGAACAAUAAGACGUGACGAACUGAAUGAGUAUCUAAGAGGGCCACCCUUGGAAAUUGAGGUUCACGAUCGGGACAAAAAAUGGCAAGAUGUCGAUGUAAAGCCUUCCUUGUUUGGAGAGGAGCCAGGAGACCGCAGGCUCAGCCAUUUGAGCUCGGUCACUUCGAAAUAUGUGGCCCAGAAUCCCAUGAAAGGCAUGGAGGAAGUGUGGCACCCAUAUGGGGUAGCCAAAAUCCGCUUGGCUGAACUACUGCUAGGGGAAAAGGCCUUGAAUUUUUGUGCUCCAAUUCACAACUGCUCUGUUCAGGAUACGAGUGCCACUAGGAAGGCUAAGGCUGCCGACGGCUCUCCGGUGGCCCAGAUGCCAGUGGGGCAUUAUGUGUGCUCAGGGGCCUUUCUUAAAGUCAGAGUUGAAAUAGCUGUACCGUUAACUCCCGAAGAUGAAGCAGAGGACACUAAAGAUGAUUAUUGCCCCUAUGGCUGCAUCAUCUAUGUUUUCGACUUUAAAAACACUUCUCUCAUAGGUUACUUGCUGCAGGAGAUUACAAAGAUCAACGCAGAGGCUCUAGAACUGGAUUCGUACCCUCUACGCAUCAUUCAUAAAUCUCUUAAUGCGUUAAAACUGAAUAACAGGAUGACUUAUGAGGAGAUUUCUCAGCUGGACGUUCUUACUGGGUUUCAUAUUCUGGACGGAUCCAUUCACCUUCUUAUCGUGGAAGGCUUAAAGAACAAAGCCCUCAAGAGGUUAUGGAAUAAGCGAAUAGACAGGUUGCGUGAAUCUAAAAUUGGAAGAUUACAAAUAUUCUAUAACUCACACUUCUCUUUUCAUCAGCGCCUCUAUGUAGACCUUGAAGCCAUCCUUCUUCAUAUCCGUCUCUGCAAGCCACUCUCUAAUAUCGUGAAUCAGCCUUUGUUAUAUAUCAGGGAUAUGGUUCCCCUUCCGUGUUUUGAAGCUCUCAUCAGGCUUGAUUCUAUCUGCCGCAGUAUGAGGUUAAGAGAUGUGGUCCAUCACGAUCUCUUGCCAUCUGCAGAAAUGAUCACAGUGUUGAGCCAAGAGUUUGGGAUCCCAUUGAAAAAGGAUGACUUGUUCAUCCAGCAACACCCAGAUAUCUCAGGGAUGUUUGAUAUUCCACCAAAGUAUUCGUAUGUGAGAAAAUAUAGGCGUUUCCCUCUAGAUAACCACAACGAAGAGUAUCUACUUAGAAAAAGGGAAAUGGAAAGCCAGACACCAGAAGACUUUAUCCAGUCUAAUAUUGAGAAUAUACAUCUGCUCAGCAAGAUGGUGAAAAAGGAAGGCAGCAAAAUCAUCAGGGCUUUCCCUUCUGAUGGCAAGUCCAUCUUUAAUUACAGUUGUCAGACGUUAAAUUCUGCAGAAAUUGCAAAGAAGCUGCUUCGUCAAGAGAUGGCAGAGAAUCCAGGCAACAGGUUUGCUUACAAUCAUGAAUAUCUGUCAGCCAUGUUUGACCCAGUAGAUGAAGACAGCGAACUAAAGGAGUCCAUGCACCAAUCGGAGAUGAUGUGGCUCUCACCAGGAGGGUUUGUGUAUCCUGGAUAUAAGAGCAGCAUGGAAUCCAACCUGCAUCCUCGUAAGCCUGACGAAGCACGAGUGAGGGAGCUGCAUGAGACAUGGCAGGAGCACGUGAAAGCCAGUGACAUGACGACAAUUCCGGACCGGGACAGAUGGCCUUGGGACAAGAGACAUGCAGAUUUUGAGCUUUACAAAAAGAACCCUCCAUGUGCCCAUGUGCUUCUUGAUACUCAGAGAGAAGAGCCUCCAAAAGAGAUACGAUGCAACACUGGACUGAAAGUUCAUCGAUGCUGCCCAUCGACAGAGCUCACUGCAAGUGGACCCAAAGCCAGCUGCCAGCUAGCCCGGCUCCAGGGACUCCUGAAAGAUGCACCGGCCAAGCUGUCCCUAAGAAUGCUGCCUACCCCAGUUGCUGGAAUGGCAGACCAAAUGGAAGAGAAAAGGAUCUGCAAAGGAUUUGUUCCUGGCGCUGAUCCACUCCUCAGCCUGAAGAGGAAUGACAAUAUAAUUCCAUGCUAUGACAGGCAACAUGAUACAUUUAAAACGCUGAAGGGAGAAGAUUUCCGAUUGAUUUGUCGUAAGCGUUCAUUUCGGUACAGGGGGCCGCCUCUGCAGAAAUUGGUCUUUAAGGAAGAAAUCCAAAUAGCAGAGGAUACACAGACUGCAGUAACGGCUGCCCCAGAGCUGAAUGGCUGAAGUUAACAAAAGGGACUUUUCUACCAUGGGCACCAGAAUAGCUGGAACCUGAUCAUGAUUUGCAGACUUUCUAAAGAGCUUUAUGCUGUACAAAACUUGUUUGAUACCUGGCUGUUGUGAAAUAUGUUGCAAUACACAUGGCCCAGCAGUUUACAGAGUGUGCCUAGGUACUUACAUUGGCAGGGUGGUUCAGACUAGAAGGCUAACAACAUUCUAUCUCCUGCUGCACCCAGUAGGCUUGGGCGAUGUACUGAUGAGGGCCAGAGUGCAAAGGCAGCUUCAACCGGCAGUAUACUGCAAGUGAAACCACCUCCGAGCCUGGUGGCAGGAACAGGCAGCCCCAGCCUUGAGAUUGGGUGAAGGGUGCUUAAAAUCAGACAGGAGUCAAGAGGGGAAAUCGGCUGCCCUGAGGAAAGGACUGUGGUGCUGGAGAGGCUAGCGAGCGAUGCAAAGCGGGGAGGCGGCAUUCAUCCUUCCCCCCUCUCCUAACGGUCUGUGUUGCACCCCCUCUGUUUCCAACAUUGCGAUGUAUCACCAUGUUUGGCUGGUGAUACAUUGCAAAGUUGAAAAGCUGACAUUGCUUAGCCCUAGCACCCAGAAGACUUAGAAACAGGGCCUGCUAGUAAAACCUGCCUUAUUUGUCCUCGCCCUUUGACACAACACAGUGGAUGUACCCAAUAGCUUUGAAAAUGGACAUUUCAUCAUGAAUACAUCUAAUGGUUUCUAAAAAGCCAAUGGCAUCACCAUGUAUUUACUCUGCCAAAAAAAUUUUCCCCUGGAGCACAAGAAUAGAAAUAAUCUGGUGAGGGUUUUCCAGGUUCCUUUUGACACAAAAUACAUUUUCAGACAUAAGAAACUAUAAUUGCAAGUCCAAAAUAUCCCUUGUCAGAAUCCAAAAGUAUCAUAAUACUCUCAAAAGCAAUUCUGUUUUUCCCCCUUCUUGACCAGUCUGCUUAAUACUGAUUUUAAUUCAUGAUUACAACAUUAAUUAAAAUUGCGUAAAACCUCUA
Podarcis muralis (Common wall lizard) is the source of this 5472-nucleotide messenger RNA. NCBI's taxonomy places the organism in Eukaryota, Metazoa, Chordata, Lepidosauria, Squamata, Lacertidae. The record is from RefSeq and is a predicted model, not a curated record.